CUCAAACUUCGUGAUUGAACUUCAACCCGUCAACUUAGGUUGUGAACGAACUGUAAAGUUUCGAUGCCGUUCAGGUGGCCACUUCUCUAUCAGCGUGCUAGCCGUGCGUACACCAACCAUGGCCGUAGAUCGUAUCUGGCUAUGCCAUUCACAGAGCCCUCAAGGGUUCUUCGUGGGUGCACCUGGUCUAACGGUAUGUCCUGUCUCAUUGUACUGCUAAUUCCAUGACCAAAUCCCUAAAUGAACUCAUACACUGGGUUGUGAUCCCCCGCUCCCUCAGCCGAUGGAAAGGCCUUCUCUCAGCUAUCCGCGAUUCUGACCUAGUGACAUUCAUGGAGCCCAGAGUCCUAUAUCGUCUGCAGGUAUGUUCCCCUUUUCCACUUCCCUGUAUACAUUCACAUUUAUUAAUUUUACCCACAACUGAACAAGUCCCAAUCGACGACUUUGCCCUCGCCUUCUCCCGCGCCGAGAUCCUCAUCCCAGGAUCUGGUCUGGCACUCCCAACAUGGGACGCCCCCGUCUACCACUGCGAAUCCACCUUCCGUCUCCUCGAUUCCCCACCACCCUCACUCGCACCACUCAUCCCCCCCUACGCAGCGCCAAGGUUGAACUUGUCGAUCUCCGAACGAUAUGGUCAUGGGUUGUAGAAGCAGUUGUAGAGAAUGUGCGCAGGACAGAGGCUCGCGAUCCUACACGAAGCAGGUGUGAUAGGUGGCGCUGGAGGAGAAAUUGCUGUUGAGGUUGAAGAGGGCUUUUCUAAGGUUGGAGGCGCCUGUGAGGAGGAUUACGGGGUGGGAUUAAGUGUCAUUUUUAUAUCCUUUAUCUGGUCUCUCCCCCUCCUCGGGUUAUGAUGA
Molecule: messenger RNA, 854 nt
Organism: Suillus subaureus
Lineage: Eukaryota; Fungi; Basidiomycota; Agaricomycetes; Boletales; Suillaceae
Exons: 1
Coding region: 225-647 (140 amino acids)
Source: RefSeq, a predicted model, not a curated record